AGAAGACACUGGAAGAAGUCUAGUCCCAGACUCCGUCCCGGCCACAGGCCCAAAAACUCAAAAAGCGGGCAAUUUCAAAAUAUUUUCAAACAGCGUGGCCGAACGUGCUUUCAACUUUUGUCGAGUUUUUGACAUUUCGAUUAGAUAUCGAUGAAAUUGUCGAUUAAUUACGCAAAUAAACGUUAGCAGAUUAAAUGCUCUAUAUUUCCCGCGACACUUAUGUGGUCGCGACUGGAAAAUAUGCCGUUCAAAAUGGCUAACAAAGUGGUUGUAUUUCAAAUCACUUAUUCAUCAUUAUUCAUAAUGGUUUAGGAACGAAGUACACAUAUACACCAGUGAUAUACACUCAUCAUAUACAGGGGAAAUAGUGAUGGAAGGAACGGGUCUGCAUGGCUCAGAAAGAACACUUGAUAGGAUGUACUCGACAGUACUAUUCAAUCCAAGCCAGGUGAAAAGUUGAUCUAUAGCGCGUACGUGUAAGGUCCAUUGGGUCUUUAUUGAAAAGAAAGUGAAAAUGUAGUAACAUGUGGUUAAGGGUACAACGAUUGAAAAACCUACUAUCCGACCUUCGUACAACAGGCUCCUGACGGGCAAUUUAGAAAUGAGAAAGUCGAACGUUAUUGCAGAACAAAAGUCGAAAGGAGAUAAACCAAUGGCAUUUUUUAGCAAGAGGAAUGUCAUGUCAUUGUCUCCAAACCGUGCAUAUGCUAUCAACUGUGCUGAAAAGGACAUAAAUAAUCUUGCCGUGGAGUUUUACGCCGAGGAAGAAAGCGUUAGAUUUCACGCCAAAAGUGGCAUCUUUCGAAAACCAACCUCCACAAAAUACAGUUGGACUCUUUGAGUUCACAAUAUCGCAAGAAAUGUUGAAUGAAGGUGAGGAUAGCCCUGACAGGCAACAAGAAAGCUGUAGGAAAUUUAACACUGAUGGAAGUACAGCUUUCAAAAAUCAGGAUUAUGAAAGUGCUAUAACGUUAUAUUCAAAAGCAAUUGAGGCUACAGACUACAUGUUUGCACCUUAUUUUGCCAAUCGAGCUGCUUCAUACUUCAUGAUUAGAAAUUUUGUGGAAGCGUACACAGAUGCUUCAUCAGCUAUUGGAUUGGAUGAGAAUUGUUUUCAGGCAUAUCUAACAAUUGCAAGGUGCAGUUUAGCCCAGGGUUUACUGGAGUUGGCCAAGGACAAUUUGGAAAAGCUAGCACAAAUAGACCCUGAUUCCAGCAGUUUGGCUAAAAUGUACUCCAGGUUCUAUAAAAUCCUCAGCUAUGAAAUCUUGGCAGCAUGUGCUUAUACUAGAGGAGAUCUUAAACAGACUUUAAGCUACACUCAAAAUCUGUUAGCCCAAUCACCUGAUAGUGACAAAUACAGAGUGGUAAAGGCAGAUCUCCAUGCCAUGAUGGGUGAUUAUGAUGAAGGCAAAAAGGAUGCAAACACUGUGCUAUACCAUGAUGAAAAGAACUCAGAUGCUUGGUAUGUUCGUGGAAUCUGUUUGUACAACCAGGGAUCCUUUCAACCGGCCUAUGAAGCUAUCAUUGAAAAUGCCUUGAGAUGCGAUCCGGGACACCAAAAAAGCUUAAUGAUUUCUGAGAGACUGAAAACUCUGCAAUCAUUGAACGCUAAUGCAUGCCAGGCAUACAGAAGUAAGAACUUCUUGGAAGCUUUUAAUCUCCUCACUCAAGCCUUGACAGUGGAUCCAAAAAACCGACUCCUUCUUGCCAAACUUCAUCACAGAAGAGGACUCUGUUCGUUUAUGUUAAAGAAUUUUAAAGACGCCAUUAGUGAUUUUGCGGAGUCUUUAAAAUUGGAUGAGAGUAAUUUAGACGUGUAUCUAAUAAAAGCCAAAAGCCACUUGAUCACUGGAGGAUAUGAGGAAGCAUGUUCAGAAUAUCUGAAAGUUCUACAAAGGACAGUUGAUCAAACUCCUGGUCCUCAAAAAUACGAGAAACUUUACAAAGAGUCUGAUGAAGCGAGACUUAAAUUGGAACAUGCCUGCAGAGUGCUAUCAUUGUCAAGAAAUUGUUCAAAAUCGGACGUCAUAAAGGCGUUUAGAAUGAGGGAGAUUUCGAUACAUUAUCCAGAUUGCCAUCCUGGGCUGAGUGAUGAGAUGAGAGAACAAAAGGAGGAGCAAUUUAGGGAGAUAACCAAAGCCCGUGACUUUUUGCUGGAUUAUCUCCAAAGGAUGAAAGAUUUCCAGGAUUUUGAAGUUGUUUUUUCUGAUGAAGACGACUUUGAAACGGAGCUGUGAAGGUUCAGUCCCAGUCCCAGCCAAGUUACAUCAGAUCAGUGAGUUACGUAGGCUAAUUAUUGUGGACAUCGCGGGUAGAUUGCGGCCCUGUUCAGUGUUCACCCGCUACCGAAUUGCCAUCGGAACCGGUCAAAUUUUGUAGUUGAACAAAAGGAAGUGACGAAUUUUAAUGUCCUAGACCUGAAUGACUAUGCCAAUCACCAAACUAUCAAUUUAAUAAGUAUUUGCCAUCAUUAUACAAACUAAGGUGCCUGGACGUACGAACCAUCACCGUUGCUCAUAAUGGAAAAUGUCCAUGUUCGUUUUCUGGCUCAUUGAGUAUAUUUAAGUUCAUAUGUGCGAUGCCAAAUCACGACCACGAAACCAAAACAGUGUAAUUGUAGAAAUAAAUCCUCAUGCCCACUGAAUGGUAAAUGUCUAAAUACUAAUGUAGUAUACCAAGUAACGGUUGUUACUUGUUAGAAACGAUUCCAACCAUAUAAAAUCGUAUGUUGGUCAUAGCGAAGGCGAUUUCAAAUUAAGAUAUAAUUGCCACACUAGCUCAUUCAGAUUAAGUAAAUGUAGAAAUGCA
Molecule: messenger RNA, 2811 nt
Organism: Dendronephthya gigantea
Lineage: Eukaryota; Metazoa; Cnidaria; Anthozoa; Malacalcyonacea; Nephtheidae
Product: dnaJ homolog subfamily C member 7-like
Exons: 20
Coding region: 861-2240 (459 amino acids)
Molecular function (GO): protein binding
Source: RefSeq, a predicted model, not a curated record